CUCGCGCACCUGAUGAAGCUGGACGUGUUCCGGCCGAUCCUCGAGCUCACCGUCGCGGAGUCGCGGCGGGACAGUCUGCUCUCGGCGUCGUGCCAGGAGUUCUUCGAGCACAUGCGGCGAGAAAAUAUGAAGGAGGUGAUCGCGUUCUGCAUGGACCGGCACGGCGAGAUGCUGCGGCGGCUCGCGGAGACGCCGCUGGGCGGCCCGCGGUUCAUGAUGUUCGUGCGGAGGCACGAGAUGAAUGUGGAGCCGCCGCCGCCGCCGUCGGCGCAGGAGGGCGGGGAUAAGGGUGGUGUCGGGGAGGACAGGAACGCGAGGGAGCGGGAGGCGAGGAGGGUCGGGCGGGGUAUGGACGCGGAGGAGGAGGAUUACUUCAAUGGCGACGACGAGGACGACGACGGCGACGACGGUGGGCAUGUGUCGUACAUCUCGCUCCCCGCGCGCGGGCGGCUCACCGCCAGCCCGGGCUCGCCUGGCGCGGGGAUUGGGGGUGUCGGCGUGGGCGCGAAGCGUAAACGGCGGGACGCGCUGUCCGGGUCCGGGUCCGGGUCUGGGAACAGGAGCAAGGGCCCAGGGCCGGGGGUGUUCCGGCCGCAGAGCGUGCAGAUUCCGAAGCCGCCGCCGCUGGGUGCGCUUGUGGAUUACGGAGAGGACGAGGACGACGUGGCGAUUGGGCCGCCGACGCCACCGCCGGAUACGGAGGGCGAGGCGUCGUCGUCUGCGGAUGAGGGGGAGGGCGGGCCGAGGACGGCUGCGGAUCCCGGGGCGGGGGCGGAGGCGAGGACGGAGAGUUUGGGAUUGAAGUCGGGUGGGGGCGUGCCACCGAGUCCGAGGCUGGCCCAUGCGGGUCUGCCGCAGCGGCCGCGGCAGCUCAAGCGGGAGGGAGGGGAGGAGGACGGGAUGGAGAAGAUGGUGACGUCGCCGCCUACGCAGCCGAUCGAUAUCUCGAAGCUCGCGACGGCGAAGGCGGGGGCGGGGGCGGGGGGAGUCCAGGAGCUGGGGUCGCCGCCGAAGCUGAGCGAGAAGCGGCGGCGAGAAGAGGACGAGGAGGACGAGAUGGAGCGGCUUGUGAGUCGGGCGAAGAAGGUGCCGUCGGGGCAUGAUUCGGGCGCGCCCAAGUCGAAGCGCCACGGGGAGAGCCCGUCGUCGACGCCACCACCACCACCACCACCACCGACGCCAGUGGCAGCAGCAACGGUGACGGAAGGCGGGAAAGGUGCAGGCGGGGGCGGAGAAGGUGGAAAAGGGCGGGCAAAGUCACAAGCGGGGGUGAUGAAGACGGGGGACGAUCCGCCGGUGAAGAAGAUCAAGCUCGCGCUGCGGUCUGCGCUGGGCGGGGGGCGGCCGUCGACGCCGGGUGCGAAGGACGGGGAUACGGGGUAACACUCAUUAUUAAGUACAGCGAUCUCGGGGACUCUGAGCUAGGCGGGGGAGG
This is a messenger RNA of Coniophora puteana RWD-64-598 SS2, 1435 nucleotides long. RefSeq lists its product as uncharacterized. Bases 169 to 1383 code for a protein of 404 amino acids. The transcript is spliced from 2 exons. The record is from RefSeq and is a predicted model, not a curated record. NCBI's taxonomy places the organism in Eukaryota, Fungi, Basidiomycota, Agaricomycetes, Boletales, Coniophoraceae.